CGAGUAUAUGUAAAAUUUUGUACUGAAUAUCACUAAGCGAACCUCGAAACCCUCUCUUCUGUAAGAAAAAAGCUAUCUGAACUUCAUACCUACAACAUUUUCUUGAGAACAUAGAAAAAAAGUGCUUUUUUAUUUAUUAAUAAGUUUUUUUUUUGUUUUUAGAAAAUCGGUUAUUCGAUUCUUCAACAUUCGUUGGUUUGAAAACAAUGAAAUAUGGCUGUGUGCAGUUCAAUCCAACAAUUGGUCAAAUACAAAAUAACAUAGAAAAACUUUUAUCACUCUUGAAAAAACACGAAGAUGCUCUUCGUUCAGUGGACUUGCUGGUAUUUCCGGAAUUGGUCUUGUCAGGCUACAACUUCAAAAGUCGGCCUGAAAUUGAACCAUUCCUGGAGGAUGUUCAAAACGAGCAAAGUCCUAGUUUGUCUUUCGCUAAGCGUGUAGCUGAGCAGUACCGCUGUUAUACUAUCAUUGGUUUUCCGGAGAUCCAGAGAAUUAAAGACCAAGCCUGCUACUACAAUAGCACGGCUUUGGUUUCCCCCCAGGCGAAGCUAUUAAGGAUAUAUCAAAAGCAUUUUCUUUACGACACCGAUAAAACUUGGGCAAAGCAAGGUGAAGGGUUUAUGUAUGAUGAUUCUCUGCCCAAAUUAGGUCCUAUUUCAAUGGCUAUCUGUAUGGACAUUAAUCCAAAAGACUUUAUUGCUCCCUUUGAGAAGUUUGAGUAUGCCAAUUUCAUCAAAAGCCAAUUAAUGAAAGAGAGUGCCGUGAACGCUUCAAAGAGACAGAUGUCUCCAGUUAUUUCUUUAAGUAUGGCCUGGCUGCUUUGUGACUCCGAUUGCCUGGAGGUUUCUCAGCCAGAUCUAAUGAGCGUUAAAUAUUGGAUGGCUAGACUCUCUCCUUUAAUUGACAUGGAAAAAGAUUGCACCCUUCUUAUUGCUAAUCGUUGGGGUCAGGAAAGAGACGUUACAUUUGCUGGUUCAAGUUGCAUUUUACGGAUUGGACACGGUAAAGCUGUGAUUUACAGUUUAUUAAAUGCAACAGAAGAUAACAUUGCUUUCGCAGAAUUUAAUGAUUAAUGGUUUACAAAGAUAAACUACUUCCCAUGUAUUUUCUUGCCCUGCUUAAAAUGAACGAAAAACAUCUGAAGUCAUAUAAUUGGUCUAUACUGUACAAUUGUAAUUUUCAAGGAGAAAUUUUACAUACCAAACAAGAAGGCCAGCUCCUUUGUAUCGAGGCGUGAAAUUUCCCGUAAACCCUUCUCGCCUAAUGCGCUAUCAAUUAAUUCUCUCUUUUUCUC
Molecule: messenger RNA, 1294 nt
Organism: Schizosaccharomyces cryophilus OY26
Lineage: Eukaryota; Fungi; Ascomycota; Schizosaccharomycetes; Schizosaccharomycetales; Schizosaccharomycetaceae
Product: N-amidase Nta1
Exons: 2
Coding region: 207-1073 (288 amino acids)
Biological process (GO): protein catabolic process
Molecular function (GO): protein-N-terminal glutamine amidohydrolase activity; protein-N-terminal asparagine amidohydrolase activity
Source: RefSeq, a predicted model, not a curated record